Molecule: messenger RNA, 1354 nt
Organism: Paecilomyces variotii
Lineage: Eukaryota; Fungi; Ascomycota; Eurotiomycetes; Eurotiales; Thermoascaceae
Product: GPR/FUN34 family protein
Exons: 4
Coding region: 210-1124 (304 amino acids)
Cellular component (GO): plasma membrane
Molecular function (GO): acetate transmembrane transporter activity
Source: RefSeq, a predicted model, not a curated record
ACUUUGUCCAAGGUGGGCAACUUAUAUUUGGUUCAAGAACAUCCUCGUCAACUGUGCCGCUUUCCUGAGGGAGUCUCUUCUUGUGUUUCUUCCAUCGCCCGAGCCAUCACAGCGCGUAACCCCCAGUGAGGCCAAAUUUCCGCCCGCUCCACAGCACAACGAAACGGUAAAGGGUCCCAUCUGAACCAUUAGAGAUAUAACUCGCCACAAUGUCUUCUGAGAUCCCCAGAUCGCCCGAGAAGGACGUUGGUCAAGGCGACGCCGCGACCGACACCUCCAACGGAUUCAACGGCAACGGUGCUACUCACCAAAUGUCCCGUGAGGAACAUGAGGUCGCCCGAGCCGCUGCGCGCUUCGGAUAUGGACCUCUUGCUCGCGUAAACACCACAGAGGCACAGCUCCCUCCCUUCGGAGGUGAAUUCCAGCCUGGUCUCUACCGCUCGGUCGAACGCCGCAAGUUUGCCAACCCUGCCCCUCUCGGCCUGAGCGCUUUCGCCUUGACUACUUUCGUGCUGAGCUGUAUCAACAUGGGCGCCCGUGACAUCACGCAGCCCAACAUCGUCAUAGCUUUGGCUUUUGCAUAUGGUGGUCUCGUUCAGUUGCUUGCGGGCAUGUGGGAAAUGGCUGUUGGAAACACUUUUGGUGCCACCGCGCUGUCUUCGUAUGGUGGUUUCUGGCUCUCGUUCGCCAUUGUUCUCACUCCUGGUGGUUUCCAAAUCGCGAAGUCCUUGACCGUAACCACAAGCUCUGGGGCCUCCGACGAGACCAUGUUCUAUAACUCCAUGGGUCUCUUUCUGAUGGGCUGGUUCAUCUUCACUUUCAUCCUGUUGAUUUGCACCUUGAAGUCCACUGUUGCCUUCUUCACGCUCUUCCUGACUCUGGACCUUUGCUUCCUGCUGCUCGGAAUUGGAUACAUCCAGCGCAACGACCAGGGUCUGCCUAACCCUCCCGUUAUCAAGGCUGGUGGAUUCUUCGGUCUCCUGGCUGCUUUCACCGCCUGGUACAACGCCCUGGCCGGUAUUGCCGAUACCAGCAACAGCUUCUUCAUCAUUCCAGUGGCCCACUUCCCGUGGUCCGCCACUGGCCGUGAGAGAAGACAGAAGACCGACCGCGAGGUCGCAUAAAGCUCUGCAUAUCCCAGAGUCGAAGGAUGCGUCUCAAGUGUUGAGUCAUCCGGAUGAUAUAGGGGUUGGCGGCUGUCAUGCGCGUCGCCCCGUGAUGAUUUUUCAGAUACCCAUAAUUUGCGGUCUUGCAUUGUAGUUUGCCGACGUGUUUCGCCGGCGCGCACUCAAGUAUAUAUUCUCGUUUAGUUGAAUCAACCUCAUCAGGUUUGGCUCCGGAGCGCUCGUGGAAU